Cavenderia fasciculata is the source of this 3111-nucleotide messenger RNA. RefSeq lists its product as uncharacterized. The transcript is spliced from 3 exons. The coding region runs from base 1 to 3111 and encodes 1036 amino acids. The record is from RefSeq and is a predicted model, not a curated record. NCBI's taxonomy places the organism in Eukaryota, Evosea, Eumycetozoa, Acytosteliales, Cavenderiaceae.
AUGGAAUCGUCAGUAUAUGUUGAUGAUCAAUCACGUCAAAGAAGAGAGAUGAGAUUUACAUCAUCUUUAUUAGCAGCAGUCUACUGCCUUUUGGUGGUAGCUUCUAUCAUAGAAGGACCUACCUUUACACGUGGUGACACUUUGCCCGAGAUUGCGUCGUCCUAUUCAACCUAUCUGUCAUUCAACGAUUAUUUGACAGGUGUUACCUUUGCCGCCAAGGAGUACUACUCGCAAGCAAUCAACGUAUCACGUUUCGAGACAUCACACGACACCUCUGUCGUUGAUUUAAAGAACGAACAAUUCUAUCAGUGGAACAAUAGCAAUCCAACUGUUUGUACCAAAUACCAAGGUGUACCAUACUACCUCAAACCCACUUACACAAGAUAUCAUGACUAUGAUCAAAACUAUACUUUAAAAGGAUUCACAACAAUUGAUAGAGGAAUUAAUUGUACAUGGUAUAGUAAAAGUAUUGAAGUGAGCAUUCCAGGUGAUUCUUUUGUUAGUAAUGUUACAUUCUCCAAUGUUAGUGUUGAAGCUGUUGCAUCACUCAAUCAAAGUUGUGCACUUGUUCUCAAUGACACUGCACUCAAUAUUACUGGUACUUGUAAUGUCACCUUUGCUGGUGCCACCGUAUGCUCCUUUUUCAAUACGACCGAUACUGUUGGCUGUGACUUUGGUGUGCUUUCCAAUUUGACAUCGGUGUACAACUUUUCGGCCAGCGGUGCCGAUGCUUAUGUGACGGCCAACUCGACAACCGAUGCGAUUACUAUUAGUAUCGAGAUCGACCUCUAUCUCGACGCUCAGUCAACUGCUUUGGUGAGACAGACUGUGAAUGGCACAUUCAACAACGAGACGGUUGAGAUUGAUGCUGAUUUGGUCGAUUGGACACCAUCGACCGAGAUGCAACCCGCCCUCUUUGCUCUACCCACCAACUGUGUUGAUGGCGGUAACUACACUGCCCCCAAUUUUACCAGCACCAAGAACAUCACUGCCCCCAUCACAGCAUUGGAUAUCACCAAGUUGCUCAACAACAACUACCAAGUUGUAUUGGAGGAAAAGUUGGACAACAAAACACAAGCUCUCGAAUGGCACAAGGACGCCAGUUACGAGAGUUGGGAGACUGACUAUAGUGUCGGUGGUGAUAUUGUCCAAGUAUACAAUACUGCCAACCAAACUCAAUCAUUCUCUUUUAACAGUUAUACAUUGGCUUGUAACAGUAGUAACGGUAAUAAUACUACUACAUCAGCUCCACUCUAUCAAACUGAUGCACGUCGUAAUAUUGUUUAUCAAAUCCUUGCACUUCAUUCUGUCACUGGUUGGGUAUACGAGACUAGAACAGUUCGUAGAAUGGUCGACACUGACACAUACACUGCCACCUAUACCAACGGCACAACCACCUAUUCCGUCAGACUCUACUUGUUUGUUCCAGGAUGGAAGUUCCCCGGUCGUGAUGGUGUAGACAACAACACGAUUGUCCCAUUGGCCAUCGAAUCCAACACCACCGUCAACGGCACCACCUACUCUGACGCUUGGGAUCUCUUUUGGUACGCACCAGCUGCUUUCCCCGACUCGUACACCACGGCCGACAAGAUUGGAUGCUAUCCAUCGGCUCCAUCAGUGUACAGUGCCACCGUGUCAAUCAAUGUCCAAGAGUACGGUGUUACACUCCAGUUUGACGAGUACUCGAUUGCCAGCCAGUCGUAUGCUGCCAUUGGCAAGUUUGGUCAACCCGCCGACCGCGGUGUCAUCGACUAUGUCGCCCAAACCUACACCCUCGUCACAGGCAAUAGUUCCUGCGCCAAGUAUGUCGUCACUCCAGCCAUCACCUCAUCCUCUAAUGUAGGUCCAUCCACAGCCUACCUCGUGCGUUCCAACGCUAUGGGUGCCACUCAGUUUUUGGGUGUGUCUAGUGUCCGUGGAGUCAACGCCUCUGCAUGGACCACUGCAACCAGUGUAACCGUCGCUGGCACCACCUUUACCCAAACCACCACAUCCACCUACUAUUGGACACGUAACGCAGCUGGUCAAAACGUUCCAGUCCGCGUAGUUGUCGCCGGCAAGGAGACAGACUCUGCCAACGCCACCUAUUCACGUAGUUAUACCACUACAGUCGAUUGGGUCGCCGUCAGCUUUGCUCAACCCAGUCCAAGUGUAUUCGAUGUGUCCAAGUUGACCUGUGUCACCAACGCCACCCUCCCCCAACCAAUCUCCAACAAUCUCUUGCCAACUGCUCGUUACCAAGUGCCCUCUGUCGCUGUCAACGCCACCUUGCCAGUCAUUCCAACCAACUUUACCAUGAUCCUCAAUGUCGCCGUGUCAGACACCAACAACAAUGCCAAGUCACUCAGUGUCAAGUGGACAUAUGACACCGUACACCUUAGCGAAGGUGUCGAAGUACUCAAUCUAGACGGAACUACUGGUGACCGUUACAUAUUCUGUUACACCAAGUCGAUGGGUGGAUCGGGAUACUACUCCAAGAAUGGUAUGACCCAAGCAUUCACUGUCAACCCACAACUCGUCAACCCACUACGCAACAUUGGUGACAGCUCGUUGAGUGCCACCUUUUACCAGACUUCUAUGCAGUCCCAAUACAAACUACUCAACUACCUCUCGUACAAUGGUGUAUCUGCCGAGAAUUGGUUGUGGACACCCAAUACCACCAACCCCAACACCACCUCUUUCUACUGGUAUCCAAGUAACUGGGCCGUCUCUUCUUCAGUAGCCGGUACCAGAGUCCCAUUGGCACUUGUCAACGUUGACAUUUACGCCGUCAAUGGUACAUCCACCACCACCACCGAAACUUGGGAUAUCCUCUCGUACCAACCAGGUGUUGCCACCUUUACCUCCUUUGGCGGUGCCUGUAAACCAGUCGUCUUUGACAAGUUUACCGAUAAUUACAUUGCCGUCGGUACUCUUGUUGUCAUUGUUCUCAUCUGCUCCGUCGUUGCUGUCAUUCUCGCGUUUGCCAGUCUUAGAUACCUCAAAAAGAGAGGUUAUCUCACUCGUUUCGAAGCCAAGUUGUCUCACAUCCGUCUCAAUGAUCAGAACCCGGUCAAUCCAAAUCAAAAGUUUGAUGAUGAUCAAUCAUUAAUGAGAGAGGAAGAACUUUAA